Molecule: messenger RNA, 15464 nt
Organism: Porites lobata
Lineage: Eukaryota; Metazoa; Cnidaria; Anthozoa; Scleractinia; Poritidae
Source: the annotation of a GenBank genome assembly
UUGACGUCUCAUAAUCUUUCGGAUCAAACGUAAGCUCUUUAUUAAAUGAUAUCCAGCAAACGAGCUACAAACAUUUCUCCUGGCACAGUUUGUAGGAGGAUAAAGCGCAACAUGGUCGGACUGCUAACGAUUGUGUUCAUUUUACUGGAGAUACCAGUCAUCUAUUGCUACAGUAAGUGGUGUGUCAUUACUUUGUAAUCGCUACAUUUGUAAAUGAAACAUUUUAAAUCACGCUAGCUAACUGGACAUGCAAUUCGAGCACGACACGUCAAAAAAAUAUAUAAAUAAUUAAAUAAAUAACUAAGCUUCGCUGGACCUUAAAUGAAGCGAUUUUGGUAGUGAAGGAGUUCAAAAAUCAAUCCUUAACAGCACACGUUUGAGGAGGUACUUAUACAUGUCUUUGAUUUGUUAAUUUGGGAAAGUCAUCACGCCAUACGGAUGGAAAGAAAAUUAAUGAUCCAUUUAUAAUUGUCAUUCACGCACAUUUGACGGCGCAGUGUGGGCAACGAUAGUAAAUAUCAGAGAAAGACAUUGUCAUAUGUCUAACGCAGCGCAUCCAAUAAACGGUUUUUUUUUACGCUGUUAAAUCUGCGGCCCAGGCGUGUUCUUUCACGUACGGACAGUGUAAGCCACGUUGUACUUGAAGAACACUGAUAAAGGAGGGCAUCAGUUUAGCUUUAGCUGGCCAGUACGUGCAAAGAAAACUGAAUACAUAACUUCAUGAUCAAAGUUUACACUUAGUUCAUGAUAUCGUCCUUUCAUUUAACCUACAAAAAACAACUUCUAAAAUAGCCGUUUUAUUAUUUGAACAAAAUAUUUAUUCAAUUAAAGUCCUUGAUCUACGUUUGAGUGGCACUUACAGAAAGAAUGUCUCCACUUAGAUGUGUAAAUGUUUCCGUUUUUCUUAUAGGCAGCGUUUGAGUACCUUUACCCAAUAGUUCCGUUAAGGAAAUUCUUUUGCGUUAAAAUUAGACACAAGAAUUUUGGUACAGUUAGGUUAUUUCUCUAUUGACUGCGAACUAGUGACGUCAUCAAUUACUCCGUUAGAUUAUCCUGGCAUGGUGCAAAGAGUAAAUCUCUCCGAUCACGGAAUAGCUGCCCGUUGACAUUAGAAUGCUUCGAUGAAAACUUUCAUUCAAAUGCGGCAAUCAUUUCAAACAGAUGAAGCAUAAGUAGGAGUGUUUCAUCUGGUAUCUAAACACCGAGUUCUGGGUCGAAUCUAAAAGCUGCCGAGUUUUGUUAAACUGACUUCAAGAUGUCUGGAUACCAGAUGAACGACCUUCAAUAUGGCAGGAUACAUGCACUGUACAACAAAUGUUAAACAGAAGCUGUCGUAUUUUCUCUUGGUCAGUACAUGUUGAAACUUUUGCAGGAAACAUUUUUCGUUACAUCGAACUAAACCUAUGAGAAGAGAAUCUUAAGACACCCAAGACGAUUGGUCAAUUUUAACAACAUACACUGACCCUCAUGUUACUCAAAUCUGAUAACUAUGAUAUCAUAUCACCAAAAAUUCUUAUUUCACACCUUGUUUUGAUGGUAUCCUCGCGUGAGAGAAUUCCAUGACGUUUCACGAAGAAUAUUCUGCUUUAUUUUUUGCCGUGACUGUUCUACUGUUAAAAAGAAAAGAAAAGAAAACCAUAGCGCGCAGUCUUUAGACGACAUAGAAGUGUGUUUCCUAAUACAGCCAAAUGUUUUUACUGCGGAGGUCAAAAUGUCAGUGUAACGGAUUGCUCACUUCUCAGCUCUCUAAGACGGACACCUUUGGGGCCUGUACUAUUUAUUGUCCAUCUUAUUGAGGCGAGGGCAAGUCCACCGCCUUCCGGAAAAUCAUAAGUCAGUAGAACGACUGGGAAAAAAUGUUGGUCUGCUCAGUAAUUCAGAAUUAAAUUUAAAAGCUGUUAUAUCCUUAAGCCCUAAAGAAGAGUAGUUGAAUUAGUUGAAUUAUUGGCCAAGCCUGACGUAACUAUGUUAAGUGCCCCUUUACCCUCGUUUACCGUCGUGGGGCGAACCUUGCAAUUACGGUACGUGAAUUUCAACAAAACGAGGUCCGGCAGAAAAAAAGUAAAUUACUUGAAGAUUAGUUUGGACAAAGAAAAACCGUCCGUUUUUGGAUUCAAGAGCUCACUAUGAAGAGAGGUCAAUUUGUCUUUUUGGUAACUUAAAUACAACAUUUGGGAAUAAAUUCACGGUAUAGACGUAAUGCGCUGGUAUUCUUUUAAUUGACAAGUCAGAAAUGAAAUCAUCCUGGUUUAAAUUCACAGUAUAAACUGACAAAGUGUUAAGAUCCCUGAUAGUCCUUAUAAGGUCUUUAACCUUCCAAGAAUGCUGAGCGCCAAAAUUCUAGAACAGUCUCAAACUUCAUUUUUCAAAGUACAAACUAUAUAUGGCUUUCAGAGAGUACAAUUAAGGUCGGCAGGCUAGCUCUACCCGCAACUAUGCUAUAUGACCAGAGCUGGAGAUCCAGAAGUUUUACUUAAUACGAAGUAAGAUUUCAAUGUCAGCUGAUUUUAGUUCAAAGGGGACAGACGAGACGGCAAAUUGUUGUUGCCCGAAAUAUCUAGCUAUGAAUCGUAACUGUCCAUCAGUGGGAUUCCUAACAUGAGAGCAUUACCACAAUUGGUUUGGGCUUCAUUAAAAACCUAUAUCAAAUGUAAGUUGUUUAAGUUUUUGUUAGAUGCAACAGUUUUCUAAGUAGUGUUUCGCCUGUAUUAACUGCAGUAAAAUAAACGAGCUAACCUCUCUUCAGUUGUGUACUGUAAGCAGUUCAUUUAUUUCAUUUAUCUAUGUAUUUAUUUAUCCAACUUUAUUGGGCAAAACAAACUCUAAAUGAAGAAUGAGUCAUGCAAGUGCAUACAUGAUGAUAAAAUGAUAAAAUAUUUUUAAAAAAAUUAAAAUUAAUGCCUAAAAAGGAACGGAUCAAACGUAAAACUUAGACUCAUGCGAGACGCCCACAAAGGAAAUGAAAGAAUUUAAAGCAUAACCAUAUAAAAAACGAAAGAAAUUAAGAAAAAAAAAUAAACUAAAAAAAGAUAAUAACACAAUCUUGAUAUAGCCCUGGCUGGCGUGGCAUUCCGUUUUAUUAAAUGGUUCAAGGGUAAAGACAUUCUUAAUUAUUUUUUUAAAGCUCAGUAAGGAUUAAAGCAGUUAAACCUUUUAAAUACUUUUAACUCACAGGCGAGAAUACUAAAAUUAAAUUCUAGAAUAGUCCCAACCUUUAUUUUGCAUACUUCUAGUAAUUUUGAAGAAAUUAAAGAUAACAAGCAAAAUGUUUUGGCAAGGUCAUCAUUUUAGUCUUCACAUGCAUGUCUCUUCGUAAAAUACCAUAAACAGUUAACUCUUUCAAACCCAAAUUAUUUACAGACUGAGCUGUUCCAGCAACUCAAAUCUGAGAAGUUAAGCCAGGCAUGGUUGCCACAGCCAGAGGUUUUUGAAAUUCCCUGACUUUUCCCUGACUUUUUCCUGACAAACAUAAAAUUUCCCUGACCUGUUGAAUUAAUAUUUUUUAAAUUAGUCUUGAUAAUGGACUUACUCAACUCUUCCCUCUCAGCUACCCUCAUAGAUAAUUUUUUUAUUCAGGAUAACAAAAAAAAAGCUAGAGUGAGAAAUAAAAGACAGUGCUAAGGAGUACGAAUUUAGUGGGAAGAAAACAUGAAUUUUUUUUAGCGGCAGUGAAAUGAGAAAUGGUAGCUGCCUUCGAGGUGAAAAUAAGCGGCAGUGGAAAAAAAAAUGCGAAGGGGAACACAAACGACAUUUCCUCCAUACAACAUGUAACUAGGAAGUUUCACGUUGUAGGCGUGCAAACCAACGGCAAAGAAAUGUACAAAAAAAGUGUGCUGCACGUGCAAAGUUGUUUUUCGCUGAUUAAGCUACUGUAACAAUUAACGGGCUACAAAACAUUAAACUUUCUACUUUUUAAAAAUAUACUUAGAGUUUACUCAAACGAAAAAAUAAUUGUGUAAUGCUGAACGGCGAUGGCAACGACAACGGUCAAACAACAUCAGUAGGUCUUAAGGUAAGGUAAAACGGACAACAAAAAACGUGCAACGUGUUCUGCAACAUUGCCGCAAAACGUGUGAAAUAGCGAUGUUGCGCGUUUUAUCACCGACGUUGCAACCUGUCUUGCAACAAAUAAGGUUGCAAGUUUUUUUUUCUUGGGUGUUUUUUUUUUCGUCCUGUUUGAGUAAACUGUAAGUAUAUAUUAACGAGAGCUUUGCUUUUAGCCCUGGUUAAAUCUAUAUAUUAGUUCCUUGACAUAACGUGCAAAAAAGUUUGAUAUUCUUGAAAACUCAACAUCAGCUUGUUGUUCAAUUUCAUGAACAAAAUAUUCUGCUACAACACAAUUGUGUCCGUUCAAUGUACAAAUGUACUCUUAAAUUUUUACUUUUCCCUGACUUCUAUUUUCCCUGUCUCGGAGCUUUCAUUUUUUCAUUUAUGAAAUAGUAAAAUAUACAAUAUCGGGCAAUAUUUGUGGGGUUGUUGACUAACCAAGACGAAAUGAGAAAUAAUUAGACUUUUCCCGACCUACAGACGUCAAAGAAAACUUCAACACAUACGCUACGUCUACCGUGUGAUUCGAAUUCGGACAGUUUUUAAACCGCAUAUUCGUUAUUCGGAUUCGUGUGAACGGGGCCUUAAACUGCCUCUUAAGAGCGGUUUCAAAACAAUUCUGUUUCGAUGUCCGGAUUCACUGGGUUGGUAGAGACGGAGGGCCGAUGCAUAUAAAAAAAAGUUUGCGGCUUCAAAAAUAUCCGGUUUUGUGUAGACGUAGCCUCAACAAAUUACCGGAAAAUGCGGCAAAUCGACAAUGGCUUUUUUUAAAAGGCCAGUCAUGUUGCGUACUCAAAUCCGGAUACACAGGUGGGGCCCAGAACAAGGAUUUCGGCGCUGUUUCGCAGACGGACUUAACCAGAGUUUAGUUUCGUCUGUGGCACAGGCUAGGUUAGUUUUAGCGAGUUAAGAAUUAGAUAUAAGUAGGUUUUGCAAUACUGUAAUGCUCUGGUAUUUCAUGUUCAUUUUAUUGUUGUUGUUAGAAAGCCAGUGGUGGGUUUAAUGUAAAGGAUGUGAAUGUCGUCCUAGCCCAUUUUGAAAAGAUAGUUCGCGCGAUGAGAUUAUACCAUCCACACCCUUUUUUUUAUUAUAAGAAUGUUGUUUUUCCGUCCCAGGCUGAAUAUUCUUAUUUUUUCUGUCGAUUUUAGGCUGAAAGUAUUCUUAAAUUAUUCUUAAUUAUAAAUUAAAGCUUAUGGCCACGGCAUUUCCACUUUAGAUUUGUGUUUGGGGUUAAUUUCCGCCUCAAUAUUCUUAUAAAAUAUAUUCUUAUAAAGAAAAAAAAAGGGUGUAUAUCAGUCUCAUAAUUAUGUCAUUUUGUUUUCAGGCAGUGUUACUUGCCCUGUUAUUAGCAGCGAGGUUAUCUCUCGCGAAUGCAACAGUCGGACAGAGCAUUUAUGUCUGUCUGACUCUGAAUGUGGCGGCUCACGCAGAUCAAAAUGCUGCCCUUCUUCUCGCAACGGGGGCUGUUCUCUAAUGUGUGUAGAACCCCGCGCUCUUGGUGAGUAUUCCAAACAUGAUAAACAUAUAAAUAAAUCAGUAAGCGAAUGAAUAAAUGCAUGACUGGGUGAAUAAAUAAACCAGUAAAUAAAUAAAUAAAUAGAUAAAUAAAUAAAUAUCAUACUGUUUUAAUCCAAACCAUAACGAAUUUGUGAAAGAUGAUGGGCAAAGAAAAAUAUACCCAUCCUAACUUUUGUAGGAACAGUUUUUUCUUCCUCUGUUUUCUAAGAGGUCACUUUAUCACUUUGUUUUCUGGUUAUCUUUAAACUACUGAAGUACAGUGUAUUACGUUUUCUCGGGGAGAGGAGGGAAAAGGGAUGGAAAGAAGUGCUGUGGGCUCAAAGGUCAGGCCAGAAAGUGGAGCAACCCAAAUCAAAAGUAACGGGCGUGUAAUGGUCAUAAUAAAUAGUUACACUUGCAAUACGCGUUAAUAGUUUUAGCUCGCUCAAACUAGCACCAGUGUGCUAUAUAUUGUAAGUGAGUUUAAGUAAAGAUUCUAUCUAUCUAAGCUGAGAGAUAUACUGUAAAUUAGUAGCCGAAUCAGACCUUCAAGCAAAUGAACAUCAUUUAUUCAAACCCUAAGAUAAGAGGGGGUCCCCGCCUCGAAAAUAUACUUCUCGACCCUGCGGGCUUUAGAGUAGAUAGUAAGCAGUAUGCUUGUUUGUAACAUAAAUUUAGUUAAAUGUCUUUAGCUUCCACGAGUCUCCUGUUGCUCUGUACAAGCGCAUCUACAAUACUCGUUACAAAUCGUUGAAACAUGAACCGUACGUUUUUCUUGAAUUUUUUCGAAAAUGUCUUACAUGCACUCUUCUCACCUUUCUUCUCACUCAAAUGUGCACCUCUCCUUCCCCAAUGUUGAGCCACGCGCAUUUUGGAGCACUGAGACGACUGUAAUACCCAAAUCAACAUUGGGGAAGGGGAACAUCCCAAAAGUGUUUUAAGCUUUGUGACGAGUAUUGUAGACAACUAACCAGACCGUCAUUGGUUCGGCUUCAGUCAGUUUGGGAGAUCUCAGAUUUAGUCCGAGUCUGAAUUAUCAUUUUCAGUCAUUCACCAGGCUUUAAAUUCAUUUUCUCAUUUAUCUUAUCUCUGUCGCUGUGCCUGCUUUCUCAAAUGCUCAUGACUUUUUGCUCUUAACUUGCACAGACGGUUGCCCAAUACCCCUGGACUUUGCUAUGAUUGUUGACACAUCUGGCAGCAUAAGUCGACGUAACUUUAGAAAGCUGAUAAAAUUCAUCCAGGAUAUGUUGGAUGGUUUUGACAUAUCAGAAAAAGGCACGCAUGUUGCUGUAGUGGAAUACAGCACCAACGCCUCAGUACCACUGCGGUUUAACGAUUUCUCUGGGGCCUUUCUCAAUUCUGCCAACUUGAAAAGAGCCAUUUCCAACAACAUCAAGCACUCCAGAGGAUACACAUAUAUAGAUAAAGCUUUGAAACUGGCAAACACAGACGUGUUCUCCGCUAAAGGGGGAAUGAGGCCAAACGUUACUAAGGUCAGUAACACUCUCAGUACACGAAAUCGUUUUAUUCAGAAGCCUUUUGAGUUUUAGCCUGAGAAAACAGACUACAUUUUAUGACACCAUCGUUGAUUUCCCUGCAAAAUGAGGACGUCAUUUCGCUGGGAAACCGUUGGUGGCUUAGCGAAAUGUUGGCUGUUUUGUCAGGCUAUUUGAGUUUAAAAAUGGCCUGACGUAAAACGUUGCUGACUUCCGAGAAGAUUUUGUAAUUAAGGCCUAUGAUAACCAAAAGUGGUUUACGCGCCCGGUUGUUUUUUCGAUCAGACAAAAAUCGCAAGCCUUUCGUAAUCUCUCUCCGAGCUUUAGAAUUACCUCGGCUACUUUACAACGCUGAUCUGUAACAGUUUGAAAACUAAAUUUCACUUCGUAUCAUCGUUAUUAUCCGUCUAUCAUAAAUGAUCUCAUUGGUGAUUCUAUUCCUUUCCCGAUCUUUUAAAGCAAAUUUAGCCUAGCUUUAAAAAAAGUUCUUUUUACAAGUCCAAUUUUUGCCUUGUUUUAACUUACCCCUGGGCAUAUGAUACAUGUGACAAUGACCAAUGGCUUGGUAACAAGUGAUGAUGGCAUCGACGUUGAAACUGCGAGAAAUAGGCAAAGGGCAAUGGGCCUACAAGCGACUGUACCUGACUGAGUCAAAAUCUGCUCCAGAGGGAGUUGUACUCAGGCUUCUAAUUCCUUCUCGUUUUCAAUUCAAGGUAGCUCUUGUCAUGACUGAUGGUAAGCAAACGGUUAAUGAAGAAGGAGUCCUUUCCGCUGACAUUUUGUAUAACGCCGUUCAACCUCUCAAAGACAAAAACGUCAAGGUUUUGUCGCUUGGUAUCGGCAAGAAUACCAAUUUGUUCGAUCUGUGGACGUUAGCCUCCUCAGGCAGCGAUGUGUUCUUGGCAGAGAACUUUGAACAGCUCAAAGACCUUGUAACUGAUCUUACCCAAAACAAAUGUCCCGGUAAGAAAACAUGUAAGAAACGUAAAAGAGUUCCUAUUGGUUUAUAACAUUAUUCUAGAGAGGUCACAAAAAGAGACCUCAUCAAACAAAGGCCUUUUUUUUUACUGUAUUGAUACUAUAAAUCAUGUAGUAUAGAUAAGUCAAAGCACUACCCCACAAUAACGUCCUACUACAGUGAAACCUGCGUUUAUAAGCGGACACUCUCUCAUGUUCAGAGGACACAAGCAACAGUACUAGCUGCGCUACCACGCCUUCUGAUGUCCCUUUCUCUUUCGAUAUCAGUACAGUUGACCGGCUUAAUGAAGACCCACUUAACACGGAUACCUCUUUAAAAACGAGCAGAUGUCACAAGCUGUGAAUAGCAAUGACCCGCAAAGAUCACCAAACAAAGCAAAGCAGAGCUGAGUUAUGCAAUCAAAUGUCAGCCCCUACCAGAACAAGCGGCUACCUCGGGCAAGCCCGCGAGCGUUGUCUCGGGAUUAACCUUGCCUAAAUUACAAUUUAGCCACACUAUUACGGAAACUUUCUAUUGCCUCCCCCCCCCCCCCCCCGUCAGUGUUCGUAUUAACGAGAUUUGACUGUAGUGGCAGACAUGUUCCAAAUUUGGUCAACGCUGGGCCUUAAGCCAAUCGGAAACGGAGAAAUAGUUUAAAUAAUAAUAAUAAUAAUAAUAAUAAUAAUAAUAAUAAUAAUAAUAAUCUGUAAUUGUGUCAAUAACAAAAUGCUCAUUACAAAUCUGAUUGCUUCUUAACAGUCCAUAUUUAUUGCUUAAUUCUAAAACUGUCUUAUUUGACCUGUACGAUUACUAGGAGUAUGUAAUCGGACAGUUUCUUGAAACAGCCGAUAAAAAUCGAGUGAUAAUUGGUAGGCAAUAGAAUUUAACUACAGUCCAUGGUAACCAAUCAAAAUCAAUAAAAAAAGGCUGACCAGCUUCAGCUUGAAAAGAAAACCUAGAUGAAAUGUAACCAGCCCAAUGACUUUUAUUCAGACUUUUUUCUUUACACUUUGGCAACUUUAAUUUUUCAACACUACUGGGCCCAGUUGUUCGAAGGCCGAUUAGUGAUUAACUCGGGGUUAAAUUUAACCCGGGUUUCUUUUUCUUGUGUUCAAAAGCAUUUCUUGGAUAAUUUUUUCUGUUAUUUUUAGGGCUUCCAAUGAUCAACUUGUAGACAAAACGAAUUAAAACUGAAAUGCUUUUUAAGCUUUCAAAUCUGAAUUCAAAUCUCGCACUAACCCUGGGUUAUCUUAACCCAGCCUUGAACAACUCGGCCCUGAUUUAGAAAGCCUUUAAACUAAGGAAAAUGAUACAGUUACUAAGUCGUAUUACCAUUACUUUUAUUGAAGUGCACGGCAACUGGUCACUGUGGAGUGAGUGGGAAACCUGCUCCGUGACAUGUGGUGGAGGCUUACAGAGGCGUUUGAGAAACUGUGAUAAUCCCCCUCCGGCCUUUGGCGGUGAUGAUUGUUCUGGGGAGAGUGAAGAAAUUCGUUCUUGCAAUGAAAUCCCAUGCGAAGGUAAUAUACACUUGUAAAGAAUCAGUGGGAUGCUUUUGCUGAUUAUAACUUACGGCACGUGAACUUCUGAAAUGCUGCAAACUUUGUUAUUACUUAAGAGGCAAAAGAGGGGAAAUUUAUAAGUCACAGAGCCGAAACAAGGAACCAUAAAGAAAGCUCGAUUCCCCACAUAUAUUAAGUUUUAUUUAACUUUUUAAAUAGGUAGGUUCUUCAUGUCUAACUUAAGACAGUCUGUUGGACAGUCUGGUGGACCUCGGUAUUUCAUGUUAUUGGAGUGGUUUUCUGAGUCUUCACUACUUAUCUUUUUACUGGAUAACGAUGUUGGGCUUUUACAAGGCCUCACAGUAUUUGCCGAGAAAAGAAUACGCCAACAACAGUAACAAUAUAAUGAACCUCGCAUGGCCUACGUGCGAUUAGCCUCCCACGCAGGCGUUUUUAGGGGAGGUGGAAGAAAUACGAGCUACCCUAAAAACGCCUGCGUGGGAGGCUAACGUGCGAUGGGAUCAGAGAUUUUAAAGAGUUGUGUAAUAUCCGGAAAAUGAUUAAAGGGCAGUUCUCAUAGCGGUUAUUUCGUUAAACUUCCCGUCCUCAUGAGUUCGAAAAGCAAACACAGAACAAUGGGACGUGGACUCAAUAAAUUAUGAUUAGAUGUACAGCCUUAAAUAUCGCUUUUUUUCUUUCCUUCGUUUUUUUAAAAAAUGUAGUUGAUGGGAACUGGACCGAUUGGAAAGCCUGGGAAAAAUGCCCCGUGACGUGUGGAGGAGGGAUACAGAGUCGUAGAAGGACUUGCUCUAAUCCUCCACCCUCUAACGGAGGAAAAGAUUGUGAAGGAAGUGGCGUUGCAACGCGUUCAUGCAACGAGCUCCCUUGUCCAGGUAUGUGAUUUCAACCAAUUAGAACUGAAUAAAAUCAGUGGCUUUUAUCUUUUACUUUAACUGAACAGAGCAUGAACAAUAGGGAGCUUUAGCAACGACGACGGCGACGGCAAAGAGGACGUCAAAAAAGCAAUAGGUUUAUUACGCAAAACAACAAGUUUGCACGUGCAUCACGCUUUUUUGUACAUUUCUUUACCGUCCUUGCACGACUACGACUUGAAAAUGCCUAAUUGCAAGUUUUAUGGAGGACGUAAACAAGCGACGACCAAUCUCUUUUUCUCUCUCUAAACUUGAGUGCGGUCCUCAAGAAAUCAACUGCAGGGAAAUUCGCCUACACUUGCCAUUUUCAGCAAAUUGAAAUAAACGCGACAAAGAUUGAAAAAAACGGGAAUUCAUUUUAAAACUGACGUUUUCCCUGCAGUUGCCGUCGUCGAUGCUAAAGCUCCCUAAUAAGUAGACGACAACGAGGACGAGAUUUUCUCAAUAGUAAGUAUAAUUGCGCGCGCGUCAUAGCCGUCGUCCUCCAACUAAGAGUUUUAGCCGCGAAAAUUUAGUGGUGGCGGGAAUUAGUUAGAAGUUUUAUCAUUUUGCGAUCGGCAAAUAGCUUAACCUCCUUCAAUGAAAAUGAUAGUGCCAGGUUUUGUGGUGGUGGAAAAAAGUAAAAAAAGUUUUCCGGGGGUCUUUUUCGGAGAAUACGCGAAAAAAUGGAAAGUUAAAUCUCGUUUUCGUAGUCGUCCUCGCCCUGGAAUCUAAAGGCCUCUAAUAAUUUAAAUUAGUCAAUGUGAUGAAGUUGUCUUCGCUCGACUAGUCGCUAUGAGUAAGUACAUAUACUAUCAAAGGUAACACUGAUCUAAUUUUUAUUUGUGUGGUUAGCGUCGUGGCACUUCAUGCAGGAUUUUAUCUAUAGACGAAAACAUUAGAACGGUCUCGUACGGCAUAGUAUAUAAACAACGACUUAAGGAAGGCCGUAUUGCCAUGUAGCUUCAUUUCUAAUUAGUCAAUUAAUGCUCACGCUGUAAAAAUCCCUCCAACUUGUGUAGCUUGUGUUGAAAUGAUCACACUUCAAGAUUAUUAGGCCACAGAUUGAAAAGUCAGAGCAUUAUAACACUGCUGUUCAAAAGCAAAGCAUGACCAACAAAAAAAGCAAACAAAACAUCAACAAAAAACAAAAACAAAAGAUAAACCACUGCUUGAAAGUAGCUACUCUUGAAUGGUCACACUUUCGGAUUUUCAGCUCACAGACUUAAACGUUAGAAUAACUUGCUUGCAUGAUGAAAACACUACUCCUAUAAUUUUUCUUUGUCAGUGGGAUAAAACUUUGAUCCUAGACCCUUAUUAACAACAGCAACAAACAACAACAAAAACUUUUAUUCUUGUAUGCAGGAGUUGUACGGCUUGCCCCGCAAAUAGGAGGAAAGCCCCGGGGGGGGGGGAGGGUACCCUGGAACCCUUAACCUAUAACGGAGCUAGUUCAGCUGAAUUUUGCUACCUUAUACUAGAGUAAACUCCCCAAAACCCCCCUAUCCUAGAGUAGAUGUUUUCCAGAAACUACUGAGGUCACUAGCACAGUCUAGCCAAAACAAAACCUUCUACCACAAUCCCUAGUCUAGAUAAAAUCUUCAACCCCCUGAUCAGUUUCCUGAAAAAUGAUACCCUGUUCUAGACCCAAACGCUCUGAUUUAUAUACCCUAUCCUAGAGUAAACUGCUUGAAAACCAUGCCCUUCACAGGGGCACAUACCUAUAUAGCCAAUACAUGGCAGUACCCCUCCCCCGGGUGGAAAGCUAGCCUUGGGGGAGGGGGGGAUAAGAUAAGUACAUGAAUAACAUAUUUACUAAAAACAAAAAACCUUAAACUAUUACAAUUUUAAAAUAAAUAAAACAAAGACGUUCAGUGAUCUAAUUAACUACACAGCGCUUACUGACAUACUUAAUUUAUUAAUACAACAAUGCAUUUAGAUGGGGAUUUGAAUAUAGGCGUCCUCUUUUUGUAAGACAUCAAAUAGCAAUUUGCGAAGAACUCUUUCAGUUUGAAUGUUUUCUCAGGCAGAUCCGUUAUAUAGCGUGGUAUCUCAUUCCACAGCUUAACUCCGAGCCGAGACAAAUAAUUUUUUUGUAUUUCUAGUCUAGAGCUUUUUUUAACCAUAGAACGUUCCAGACGUAGACAAUCCUGCAUUGUAUGAGUGAAUACAGUAGACGUUUUCUGAAAUAAACUUUAUGUUUGCUGGGGCUUUAUCAUUAUUGAUAUCGUGCAUUAAAGUUGAUACCGACUCAUAACAAAGAAAAGUUAUUGGUAGCACGUUGGCUUCGAGAAAUAAAGGAAUUACAUUGUCAUGCCAGUCUGCGAAGUACAACAAACGGCACCAACCCUGUACAAGUUGCAGUCCACUGACUUCUUUUCUUACCCGGAAUUCCAUGUGGUUGCUACAGUUUUAAAAAGGCUUUCAUUUUGGUGAUUAUCUUAGAGCCUUUGUUGCCAUCUUUCCGAAGAACAUAUUUGUAUCUUAUAUUCAACGCUGCACUUAUGCAAAAGCACUUUCUUUCUCCCCUCUACAUGUUAGGGUUACUUUCUGACGCUCUAAGCCAAAACAAGUUUGUUUCCGGUCUAAAAGUUGCUUCCACCAUUCAUAGCAUAUUUCAUAAUCCUAAUUCAUUCGCUAAGGGACUUUGUGUUAUUGAAAACUAAUUUUAGGAAAUUUUGCGCGAGGUAGAGCUAUGUUUAUCGUCCCUGAAAACAAGGCAGGGGGCUGAUUUUGCGGUUCUCCAUAAAUAAGAUUUGAGUUAAGGCAAUUGCAUCAAAAAAUAGAAUAAUUAAACCACCGCCUGUACAUGUCUGUACGUAAACUUAAACAAAAUCGGUAUACCUCAGUUUUUGUAAAUUUCAAAUAUACAAGUGAAAGAACACCUUUGAUUGGUUAUUUUCCUAUAGGCACAAGGUAAACAAAGAACAUUUUCAACAAGAAACUAGAUUCUACUAUUGACAUCAACAGGGGUGUCGGGAUUUAGUAUUUGAUUAGUCUAUAGCUUGUUACUGGUUAAUCACUUUUAGAUUAGAAUUGCGCUCGAAGAAAUAGAAGCGACUCGAAGGCUGGACUUUCAGACAGCAACGAUGUCCAAACAUUCCACCACGCUAACUCUUUCGAGCAAUUUCUCGUUCAGAAUGUAAAUGUUUUUGUCUGUAUGAAAUCACGCGAUUUACUAUCACCAUUCAACAUUUUCACAUCUCCCAUAAUGCACCUUGUCUACUCCCCCAAAUUUUGCAUAACCUUUGUCUUCCAAUUCUCUUUGGACGACUGUAAUAUCGAGGGGAAUUGAAAAGAAUGGUUUUGCAAACAUUUUGGGGGGUAAACAAGAUGCAAUAUUGUCCAUGUGAAAAGGGGAAUUGAAUUCUUUCACAGUUGAUGGUAGGUGGAGUGAUUGGAAGGCCUGGGCACAAUGCAGUGUGACGUGUGGUGGUGGAACUCAGGCUCGAACUCGAUCUUGUACCAAUCCCCCGCCGCAACAUGGCGGCAAAGAGUGUAGUGGAGAAAAGGAUCAAGUCCGCUCCUGCAAUGCCGAGCCAUGCCCAAGUAAAUAACUUCAAUUACAUUUUCUACUUUAGGUACUAUAUCCAUGGCCAGAUGCUUCCUGUAAGAGCCAAUUUCUGUGACUGUUUACGAUAUCGACAAAUGUUCGUUUUCCUCGCAUUAACUUCCUCAAGUAACAUUUCGGUCAGGUGUACCUGUCAUUCAUUGCUACAUUAUGCAUUUACCAUCGCGCUUAUGGUAUAACAUACACAUACCAUAACAUACUGCUGACAACUGCUUUUGGCUGUAAGUUACCCACGAUGGGUGUUACCAUCACUCUCUUUCUCUGUGUAUUCUUUUAUAUUUCGAGAGCUAGGUCUUGAUACCUUCCACCUUCUCUGUCUGGGAAGGGUAUUUUGGUCCGCUGGCACAGCAAUGUCGACAAGGGUCCACUCCUGUGUAUCUUUGUGUAAUAAAGAAAUAUCUGGUCUAUUGUGCUUCAGCUGCGUGGCCGUAAAGAUAGUUAUAUCCCAAGUUUUUCUCUUUUCUCUAUCAGUUCUCUGCAACUGUUAAGGGUUGAUGGUCGCACCAUUUAACGGCACUCUAACCCAUACUUUCUGCAUACCUUCCGCAUCCCAGUGAAACCGUAGAGUCACCUUUUCAUGGCGCUUCUAAUGGGAAGCUUCAUGCAUCGACUGAAAACAUGUCAUACUCUUCAGUGGAGUUACCACACAAUCUGAACAGCGAUGUCUCAGAUGUCUUAUCUAUCCUAACCGAAUGAUUUCUCAAAGCUUGUUCUUGAGCAGCGAGGAUCAAGCCCUCCGUUGCCUUCUUCUUCUUCUUCUUCUUCUUCUUCUUCUUCUUCUUCUUCACAACUUACAUCAUAUUGUUUUUGUUACUGUCUGGUGUUCUUAAUUUUUAAUCAAUUUUAUUAUUUUUUGAGUCUAUGGCACAAGACGAUCGUUAAAUGUGACCAUUCCAAUCAACUUCAGUGUAGGGUACUUUCAGUAUUAAAAUCUUUCCCUAGUUUUCCCAAAGUCAGUUGAAAGGGAGAUCUACUUUUCAGGAUCACAGACAGAGCAGCCUUUCUCAGGCUCUCAGAUUGUAGGGACUUUGCGAAAAUAAAACAAGCUAGGUGAAAAUAAGAUGCGCGCGAUCUGGAAAAGAGGGAGUUUGCGGGAAUGAUCCUCUCUCCCCAGUUCCCGCUCGUUUUCGCAUCACUCUAUACGGAACGACUGCAUUACUGUCUCAGAGCCUGGAAUAGGCUAGAGACACAGUGAAGUUUGACUACGAGAUUUUACCUGAUCCUUGGUGAUAUCAUUCGCACAAGAUAGGUUGAACAAAUAUAUUUUUGUCGACAGUUGACGGAAGAUGGUCGCAGUGGGGUCUGUGGGGAUCCUGUUCACUUUCAUGCGGGGGAGGAAUACAAGAUCGAUUUAGAACCUGCGAUAAUCCUCCUCCUGCGUUCGGCGGCAGUGAUUGUUCUGGGUCGGAUGUGCAAACGCGAUAUUGCAAGGAAAAUCCAUGUCCAGGUAACGCCACACAGUCAGGAGUAAAUCGUAAAUAG